Hyla sarda is the source of this 5644-nucleotide messenger RNA. RefSeq names its product BRCA1 DNA repair associated (gene BRCA1). Gene Ontology annotation, molecular function: ubiquitin-protein transferase activity; DNA binding; zinc ion binding. Gene Ontology annotation, biological process: chordate embryonic development; double-strand break repair via homologous recombination; dosage compensation by inactivation of X chromosome. NCBI's taxonomy places the organism in Eukaryota, Metazoa, Chordata, Amphibia, Anura, Hylidae. The transcript has 23 exons. Gene Ontology annotation, cellular component: BRCA1-BARD1 complex; plasma membrane; nucleus. The coding region runs from base 93 to 5297 and encodes 1734 amino acids. The record is from RefSeq and is a predicted model, not a curated record.
UUGAAGGGCGGGGCUUGUGAUGUGGAGGCGUGGGGAUAGAAGUAGCGCGGGAGUGUUGAAAGAGCGGGAUCUGCUGCAGGUGACCAUAGAAAAUGACCUGCUCCACCAUGGAUGUGGAAGACGUUCACCAGGUGCUGGCCGUCAUGCAGAAGAACUUGGAGUGUCCUAUAUGCUUGGACCUAAUGAAGGAGCCCGUGGCCACCAGAUGUGAUCAUAUAUUUUGCAGGUUUUGCAUGUUGCAGCUUCUCAGCAGAAAGAAGAAGAGUCGGGUCCAGUGUCCUAUGUGCAAGAAAGAAGUUACUAAAAGAAGUCUCCAGGAUAGUCCUAGGUUCAAGCUUCUGGUGGAUGGUUUGCUGAAGAUUAUAAACGCUUUUGAGCUGGAUUCGGGAUACAAAUUUUUUCCAAGUCAAGAUUAUGCCAGUACUGUCACAGCCAACAACAAAGAGGCACCGAAGAAGGAUGAACAAGCUGUGGUGCAGAGCACGGGGCACAGAAGGAGGACCAAGAGAGGAAUAGUGAACGGGGGAUAUCGGGAAGACCACCUGUCCUUACUGAAAAACGUUCCUGACGCACAGCCCCCCAGGGAUGCAGACACGAGGAACCGCGAGCAACCGAAACAUCAGAAUAAUGGGAUCAAAGAACUGAUAGCAGACUUUGUGUCUGACUCCUCCGAAGAUGAUUUAUUCAAGAAAGCCGGCAGUUUGGGAAGUGACGUCGAUGGUCCAUCCACACCAUGUGAGCCCAAAGUAUCUCUAGAACCUGAGGAGGAAGAAGACAGCUUGAUGGGCAAUGAGGCAAAUGAUCAAGUUUCUUCUAAACUGGAGUCCGAAGACGUGGUGGCAUCUGAUCUAGCUGAAUAUGGAUUUUCCGAAAAAGACCUUGACAGCAUAAGAAGCAAUUUAUGGUCCAUUGAUGGUAUCGGAGUCCUUAAGGAAUCGCCCAGUGAAGAGUCUGCAGUGGACAGAGACUUUUGCGAAAGAGUUGCUGAGCGAAGCACACUAGUAAAACCUGAUGAGAAUGUAAGAAGCUCGAACCUUGCAGCGCUCAAUUCCAGUAUGCAGAUAGAAAGACAGCAGUAUACCGAAAGCCAGACCUCUAAAAUUGCACUUGAUUCUGAGUAUGAUAGAGAUGACUCUUUCCCUGAAAACAUGGGCAGCACUCAGGGUAGUCCUCGGGAUGCGCCAUGCGCAGUGUCAAGGGAGCGGCUGAAGAAAAGUAUUAAAAGAGUCACAGAGUGGUUUUUGAAGACAGACGAGCUUUUAAAUAAUGGUUCUCCGAAUAAUGACGAGUUGGUGCCUGAUGUCUCUCGGGUAGAAGAUCAAGAAGUCUCUGAAAAAGGUUCCAGUGUGACUGAGGAGACCGAAAUUAUGGCUGUGUCCCAUCUCCAUGCUGUGGCAGAUGCUGUCGAAAAGAGUAUGGUUAGCGUUGAAGAGAAGAUAUUUGGUAGAGUAUACAAAAGAGAGAAAAAGCAAAGCCUUGUCAGUAAAGUAACGUGUGUGGCUGAUAUCCACAUGGAUGGGUUCAAUGAGACCGUGAAAGUAAAUGAGGUUUCCAAAACAGCUAGCCUAAAACCAAAAAGAAGUACUGGUCUGCAGCCAGAACACUUUAUUAAGAAGGUCGAUGCUAAGGAACAGUGUGCAGAUGAUAUUGCCAGUUACCCUGUGGUUGUGGAUGAUUUUGGUCUGGACACAGAAGACAAUUCCAUAAAAGAACCAAAUAUGGUCUCUUCAGAUGCUGAGAAAAUGGAGUUCGUCGGUCAAGGUUCAGAAAAAAUUUCAGAUGCUCAGAUAAACAAACCCGAGAAGCAAAAGAAGUCUUCGAAAAGGAAGUCUGAGAAGACCAAGGUGAUGCAGGCUCUCCACAUGGCCAAAGGAGCAGAUGCAACUUCGUGCCGACAACAAAGUCCUCUUCAUUCCUCUAAAGUACAAAUUGAUAGCUAUUCUAGCUCUGAACCCGGCAAUGAAGUAAACCAAAAAAAUGUCAGGCGGAGCAGGAGGCUUAAUUUGUCAAAAGAAAAUGAGACAGACAAAACUAUGAACAGUAAAGACAUUAAGGCUUGUGGGCUCCAAAUUGAAGAUCCUCAACGUGACGCCACUACCCAAAUCAGCUAUAAGGAACCAUGUCCACUUACCUUAGAAGUCAAUGGACCUCAAAUUACUAGCAAGUCACCAAUUGCAGUCCAAAAUGGGACUGGGAUUCAAAAUGAAAGCUCACAUAUAGAGUGUGAUUCUGUUCACGUGACGGAGGAAACAGGCAAGGGAUCUUCUCCUGUCCCAGUGAAAAAUGUUGCAGAAAUCGAAGACUCUGAUCUUGACACCCAGCUCCUGUUAAAGACCUUCAAAAGUGCUAAGAGGAUGUCCUUUAAGCUAGACCCAGUUUGUGAUAGUGCUAAUAAGGAAAAUUGUCACCCAAUGGACAUUUCCGAUAUUGGGACCAACUUAAAUGGACAACGGGAUGAAGAUCCUGGCCAACCUUCUAGUCUUUGCCAACCAAAUGAGGAUGUCCAUUUUACAAGCAAACAGAGAAGUGUUCAAGAAAACAAACCUAAACAGUCAAGGAGUUUAAGAUCUAAAAAGAGUUACAGAUUAUCUUCCGAACACGCUGGGAAGAGUUCAGCUGAGAACACAGAUAACUUAACAGUCCAUAUGACUAAGACUAUAACAACCAAUGGUCAGCUCAAUGAUUUAAACCCUAUUAAGGACGUUGAGCCUCUCGAAACAUGUAAUCACACUAGAAAUGCUGCUGCAAGUAAAAGUGAGGGACUUCCGCUGUGUUCGAAAACUGAAUCGAUGUCUCUGUUCGAUGUAGUUACACAUCAAAAUCCGUCCGCAGCCAGGCGAGGAGACACUAGAAGUGGGAUCGGUCAAGGGGAAAAUGAACACGCAAAGAACAGUUCCUAUCAGAAGUGCAGUUUUGAUGAAGAGCAAGUAACUCAAAUUACUUCUUCUAAUAGUUCUCAAGGGUCACUGACUGGGAAACUUCUAGGCCAUUUGGCGUCUCAUAAUAGCAGUCCUUGCAAAAGUCCUGAAGUUUACUCUGAUACGCCUGAUGGUUUGUUGGGCAGUGUCGACAGACUUGGAGAAGAUGCAAGUUGCUGUGGUGCUGUAGCUGAAAAGUCGUUUGUUUUCGAAGACGGCAAGAAGUCAAAAUUGGUUGACUACUCUCUAUCUCCCUUUAGCCAGUCGCAAGUUGUGAGAACUCGAAAACGUAGAACCCAAAAGUUAGACUCUUUAGAAGGUUACUCCGAAAAGGCUGAUGGAUUGUUGGGCAGUGUCGACAGACUGGGAGAAGGUACAAGUUGCUGUGCUGAAAAGUCGUCUGUCAUCGAAGAUGGCAAGAAGUCUAAACUGAUUGACCACUCUCCAUCUCCCGUCAGCCAGUCACAAGUUGUGAGAAGUCGAAAACGUAGAGCGCAAAAGAUAGAAUCUUCGGAAGAGGAGUCUAGUGGAGAUGAGGAGUUGCCGUGUUUAAAUGCAAUAUUUGGCAUUGAACCAAUUACUGACCUGAAAAAUGCGUCUGCCAGUUCCUCACCCAAACAGCAAGGUGGUGGUGUCUUGACCAUGUUUAGUAGCUGCAGCACUAGUGGCAAAACUCAGACUAGCUUCAAUCUCCCACAUGAAAAUUUUGUAGGUAGUCAGGAAUCUCAGUGUUCUGUGAACUUGUUCUCCUCGCAGUCAAACACAUCUGAUCACUCUGUGACUGGAGCCACUGACAAUGGCAAACGCAAUGGCACGCGCAACCAGGAGAGGCCUCAGGAGAGUAGUCCGAAAAGGACGAAAGUGUCCAAUAAUGAAGAAGAAUUGGCAAACGUUGAAAACGAUGAAGAAAUGACAAAUGUUGAGAAUGAAGACCAAUGCCAAGAACAUAACUUGGGUGAAGUCUCCGGAUGCGAGAGCGAGGCCAGUCACACGGGGGACUCUUCCGGACUGUCAUCUCAGUGCGAAAUCCUCACUUCACAGCAGCGGGACACCAUGCGGAACAAUUUAGACAAACUCCAGAAAGAAAUGGCUGCCCUGGAAGCAGUCUUGGAACAGCAUGGUAGUCAGAGUCCUGCAUCCAGGAGGGGGCGAGCAUCCGCAGUGGAGCACGUCACAAUAAGACCGCAGGAGGCCCCGGAGAAAGCGGCAGACUCUGAAACUUACAGGUCACCUGAUGCAAUCCCGGAGACUGAGGUCACGUCUGAACAGGGCCGAGCAUCGGGAAGACAAAUCAUUGAACAGCCACUUCCCCUAGGAAGCAGGUCACGGUCCCCAACUCCUCCCCUUAGUCCUCCCCGGGCAACUUCAAGGAAGGAGACUCCAGAGAAAAUCCGGACCGCCUUUAACCUGCUUAAGGAGCUGAAGGAAUCUACCCUAAUGGAGGAUGAAUCAGAGGGUCAGAAAGAUGAAGACCUUCUCCAUACUCACCAGUCAGAUCAUUGUGCACCAACUGCAACCAACCUGAAAAAUUCCAAAUCUCCAAAGCGAAGCCUGGGCAGUAAAGCGCAGGAAGUGAAUGGCCAUAGCAUGUUAAGAAGGGGAAGCGCCAGACAAUCUACAGAGAUGGAGGGGGUUGUGCGGACGCCCCAGUAUCCCACCAGACGCCCCGGUAACACUCAGAGAAGUGCGUCGCCUACUUUUGAAUCCCCUUUAAGAAGUAAAUUUGCUCCUUCGUUCAAGAGUCCUGUCGUUUCCGCUCAAAGAAACUUCUCUCUCGUGACGUCCGGCCUGAGUCAAAGCGAAGUGAUGCUGGUUCAGAAGUUUGCAAGGAAAACCAAGAGCAUAUUUUACAGCCAAUUGACAGAAUCGACCUCUCACGUCAUCAUAAAAACAGAUGAACAGCUCGUGUGUGAACGGACUCUGAAAUAUUUUAUGGGAGUCGCUGGUAGAAAAUGGGUGGUGAGCUAUGAAUGGAUUGUACAGUCGUUCAGAGAGGGGAGAAUUCUGGAUGAGUACGACUUUGAAGUGAAGGGAGAUGUGAUCAAUGGAAGAAAUCAUAGAGGUCCCAGAAGAUCGAGACUAGGAUCCGAUGGACUGCUCCUGACAGACUUUGAGAUUUGCUGCCUUGGGUCUUUCAAAGAUAUGACCAGAGAUGAUUUGGAGCAGAUGGUUUCCUUGUGUGGGGCAUCCGUGGCACAGGACCCAUCCCGGUUUGAACAUAGAUUGGGGACAACGUGUCUGGUGGUCGUGCAGCCCGAUAAAGAGACGGACUAUGCAGCUCUGAGAAAGAAGUACCGUUGCCUUCCUAUUACACGUGAAUGGGUUCUAGACAGCGUGUCAAGUUAUAAGCUUCAGGCGUUUGAUGGUUACCUUGUAUGAUGUAUGCUUCUAUACCAUGGACAGAUCUGUAUACCUUGGCACUGACACGUGGUCUGCGGGUAUAUACCUGAAUGACCUUUAUGUUGCGUUACAUUGGUCUUCAGAUUUCCAGGUUGUGAUCUGUGCUCUCUGGACAUUCCUGUUGUAGUAGAACUCUAAAAUUCUGUAGUGUGAACCCGGCCUAACAGCUUUUUGGGAAGUUGUUAUAAAGGAGUAUUCACACUUAAAAGUUACCUCCCAUCCCAGUGUUUUCCAACCAGCUGUUGCAAAACCACCACUCUCAGCAUGCCCAAACUGCCAAAGCCUGCUGAGAUGAGAAGGAAUUCUUUAAUUACCUUUCAGGGACU